This is a messenger RNA of Aspergillus viridinutans, 2883 nucleotides long. Its product is annotated as imidazoleglycerol-phosphate synthase. The transcript has 7 exons. Gene Ontology annotation, biological process: L-histidine biosynthetic process. The record is from RefSeq and is a predicted model, not a curated record. The coding region runs from base 1 to 2883 and encodes 960 amino acids. Lineage: Eukaryota; Fungi; Ascomycota; Eurotiomycetes; Eurotiales; Aspergillaceae. Gene Ontology annotation, molecular function: imidazoleglycerol-phosphate synthase activity.
AUGACACUGGAGGGGAAAGGAAUAUGCUCAGGCAAGCAUGCCAUCGCAGAUUACCUCAUUGAACAUCAAGAGUUCCAACUACUUGAGUUGAACAACAAGAACUACCCUCGGAUAACUGAUGACCCGGAAGACGAUAUUCGGUUACAAGCUUCGGAACUCAGCACCAAGAGGAAUUCGGAAUUAUUAUUCGACAGCGUCGAAUCCCUCCUAGACUUUGCAACGAAAAGAUGGAGGGAGCGCUGGGUCACAACGGAUAUUUGGGAUGCUGCGACCAUAGAGCGUUUUCUUCAACGACCAUUUUUCCUCCUAGUGAGCGUUGAUGCGCCAGUUAGUCUUCGGUGGAAGCGGUUCACAGAUAGGUGCCGAAGGAGACAGCUUGAUCCUCCUCCGCUUGAAAGAUUUGUUUUAUGGAACGAUCGGCACCUUUACGAUAAAGAAAUCGGACGCGCCUAUCUGACGGAUCGUGCGCAAGUGCGAUUGUUCAACUCAUGCUCUUCUUUGGAGGAACUGCAUGCUGCUCUAGAAGCCCUGAAUCUCGCCGAUGAGCAACGUCUACGUCCAAAUUGGGACCAGUAUUUCAUGCAACUAGCUUCACUCGCCGCGCAGAGAAGCAAUUGCAUGAAGAGAAGAGUGGGCUGUGUGCUUGUUAGGGAGCGCCGUGUAAUUAGCACCGGAUACAACGGGACUCCUCGGCAUCUUACCAACUGCAACGAAGAAACUUACAUCGACCAGGUCCACGAUGCAAUCGUGGAGAAGGAGGAGGUGUUGGUCUAUCGACAUGCCUUUGCCUUCAUGCUGAAGAGAACGCUUUGUUGGAAGCAGGCCGAGAGCGUAUACGUGAAGGCUCAAUACUCUAUUGCGAUACGUCAGAUUCCCCAGCCCCUGCUCGUUGCUUUCCAGAUGUUGAUGAUCCAUAGAUGCCCUUGCUUGACGUGUACAGUCAAGAUCGCCCAAGUCGGUAUAUCGGAAGUCGUGUAUUCCCAAGGAUACAAUAUGGACCAAGAAGUUUGUCUGAAUCACCACACUUUAGUAAACGCAGCUAACAGGAGGCAGAGUGCUGCGAUCUUGAAAGCUGCUGGAGUAUGUCUGAGACAGUUUUCCCCGCCUCGAAACGGCCUCGUCUACCUCCAAAAUUCUCAGAACAUUGCUUCAGAUUUGCCAUUGAUCGUCAGUCUUUCCGUAUUGAAGCACAGCACCUUGUCUUACGGCUUGAGGUACCGGACUGCUGCCAUGCCGACUGUUCACCUGCUCGAUUAUGUCGCAGGAAAUGUCCGCUCGUUGGUGAAUGCAAUUAACAAAGUCGGGUUCGAUGUUGAAUGGAUCAAGUCCCCAGCCGAUAUUAAAAAUGCCGAUAGACUCAUGGUACCCGGAGUUGGCCAUUUCGGCCAUUGCCUCUCUCAGCUUUCCGAAGGUGGCUUCCUGGAACCGAUCAGACAGCAUAUAGAGCUGGGGAAGCCCUUCAUGGGUAUAUGUGUUGGUCUGCAGGCGCUUUUCGAGGGUUCUGAAGAAGAUACUGACACCCCCGGAUUGGGGCUGAUCCCACAACGAAUGCAGAAAUUCAACGCUGACACGAAGAGCGUGCCUCACAUAGGCUGGAAUUCUGCUAUGAAUACAACCUCUGAGCGGCAAACUUUCUAUGGGUUGAACCCGAACAGCAAGUAUUACUACGUUCAUUCCUUCGCAGCUCUCUACAAAGCCGGCGUAUUAGAGAACGAUGGCUGGUCAGUUGCUACGGCCACGUACGGUGAUGAAGAAUUUAUUGGCGCCAUCGCUCGGGGAAAUAUCUUUGCAACGCAGUUUCAUCCGGAGAAAAGCGGACAAGCUGGACUACGGACUCUCCGUGCGUUCUUGAAUGGUGACAAAUACCAGCCAAUCGGAACGGAGGGUCUGGAGGCAAGAAAGAGGGAAGACGGGUUGACCCGCAGGAUCAUCGCCUGUCUUGAUGUCCGUACGAAUGAUGCUGGUGAUCUGGUCGUCACGAAAGGUGAUCAAUACGAUGUGCGAGAGAAGGUCGGCGUGGACGCAGGAGGUCAGGUAAGAAAUCUGGGAAAGCCGGUUGACAUGGCAAAGAGGUAUUACGAGCAAGGGGCGGACGAGGUCACCUUCCUCAAUAUCACGUCUUUUCGGAAUUGCCCGCUCGUAGAUACCCCAAUGUUGGAAAUAUUGAGAAGGACAUCGGAGACCGUCUUUGUUCCUCUGACAAUUGGAGGCGGUAUCAAGGACACUAUCGAUCCUGACGGGACUCACAUUUCUGCUCUGGACGUUGCUACAAUGUAUUUCAAGUCUGGGGCCGAUAAAGUCAGCAUUGGAUCGGAUGCAGUCAUUGCAGCUGAGGAGUACUAUCGUCGCGGCGAAAAGCUUACCGGAAAAACUGCCAUCGAGACAAUUUCGAAGGCUUAUGGAAACCAAGCUGUGGUUGUGAGCGUUGACCCCAAGCGAGUUUAUGUCACAAGCCCGGAUGACACCGAGCACCACACGAUCAAAACGAAGUACCCGAACGCUAGCGGCCAGACUUAUUGCUGGUAUCAGUGCACAAUUAAGGGUGGCAGAGAGAGUCGUGAUAUUGACGUCCGACAGCUAGUGAAGGCUGUUGAGGCCAUGGGUGCUGGCGAAGUUCUACUGAAUUGUAUCGACAAGGACGGAAGUAACAGUGGAUUUGACCUGGAGUUGAUCAACGAUGUCAAGGCUGCUAUCAAAAUCCCUGUCAUUGCUUCAAGCGGGGCUGGUGUGCCAAAGCAUUUCGAAGAUGUCUUCCGAUAUACAACCACCGAUGCGGCAUUAGGUGCUGGAAUGUUCCACCGUGGCGAGUUUACUGUUGGGCAGGUCAAGGAACACCUUCGGAACGAGGGAUUUCUAGUCCGCAACUCCGAAAGCGACGAAUGA